AGGUGGUCUCUCUGUUUUGCCUUGCAGACUGUCAUGACAAACAAGCAUACCACACUCAAUGUUGCCUUCCAAGACUAAACAACUCUCCCAAAUUUCCCACACAAUUUCAAAUCUCAGAGCUUUUCAUGGUGGUUCCUCUCCAAAUGUCAAAAGCAAUCUCAAAGAAAAUGGCUUCAGAAACAGAGCUCAUAGAACCACCCAAACCUCAGGUUCAGAUAUGGAGCAAAGCAUAUACUCAAUUCUCACUAUAGACCGAUGGGAGUCACUGAACCACAUGGAGUAUAAGUUGGCUUCUCUUAGACCAGUGCAUGGAAGAUUGGCUCUGAAAUUCUUCAACUGGGUCAUUGAACAGCCUGGUUUGGAACUCAAUCAUCUCACUCAUAUACUCUCUGUUACAACUCAUAUACUUGCUAGAGCUAGAAUGUAUGACUCUGCCAGGUUAAUUUUGGGGCAUUUAGCACAAUUGGGUGCUGACUCGAAAUCUGUUUUUGGUGCUUUGAUGGAUACUUACCCUCUUUGCAAUUCAAACCCUUCAGUAUUUGACCUUUUGAUUAGAGUUUACUUGAGGGAAGGGAUGGUUGGUAGUGCUGUAGAGACUUUUUAUUUCAUGGGUUUAAGGGGGUUUAGGCCGUCGGGUUAUACUUGUAAUAUGAUCCUAGCUUCAUUGGCAAAGGACCAGAGGGCUGCAUCGGUAUGGUCUUUUUUCAAAGAAAUGCUGGCUAAGAAUGUUUGCCCUGAUGUUAGUACUUUUAAUAUAUUGAUUAGUGUUCUAUGUGUGGAAGGGAAGCUUAAUAAAGCUAGUUAUCUUUUGAAGAAGAUGGAAAAGAGUGGCUAUGUGCCUAAUGCAGUUACUUAUAAUACUUUGCUCAAUUGGUACUGCAAGAAGAGGAGGUAUAAAGCAGCUAAUGAUCUUAUUGAUCAUAUGGGUUCUAAGGGUAUUGAAGCAGAUGUGUGUACAUAUAACAUGCUUAUUGAGGAUUUGUGUAGAAACAGUAGUAGUGCAAAAGGUUAUUUGCUGUUGAAGAAGAUGAGAAGGAAGAAGUUAUCUCCUAAUCAGGUUACCUACAAUAUCCUUAUUAACGGGUUUGUCAAGGAGGGGAAAAUUGGUGUUGCCACCAAGGUUUUUGAUGAGAUGUCAACGUUUAAUCUUUCACCAAAUUGGGUUACUUAUAAUGCUCUGAUUGACGGGCUCUGUCGAAAGGGUAAGCUUGAAGAAGCUUUCAGACUCUUGGACAUGAUGGAAGCAGUGGGACUAAAACCUAAUGAAGUCAGCUAUGGUGCUGUUUUAAAUGGGCUGUGCAAGCAUGGUAAGUUUAAUUUAGCAAGAAGUACUUUUCAGAAAAUGCGAUUGUAUGGGAUUGUUAGUGGUUGCAUUACGUAUACAUCAAUCAUGGAUGGGUUAUGCAAAAAUGGGUUGCUUGAUGAAGCCGUGCAUGUGCAUAGUAUGAUGGUCCAGGAUGGUGUGAAUCCUGAUAUCAUAGCAUUUUCAGUGCUCAUAACUGGAUUCUGCAGAGCUGGGAGGAUGAAACAUGUAAGAGAAAUAAUGUGUAAAGUGUAUAGAGCUGGCCUUACACCGAAUAAAUUUAUAUAUUCUACCUUAAUCAACUACUCUUGCAAGAUGGGCAACAUAAUCGAAGCAUUAAAGAUCUAUGCAGUUAUGAAUCGUAACGGUCACACUGCCGAUCAUUUCACAUGUAACAUUUUGAUUACUGCGCUUUGUGAAGCUGGGAACCUUGGUGCUGCAGAAGAUUUCAUGCGUCAUAUGAGCAGCAUGGGUCUGGUUGCCAAUUCCAGUUCUUUUGAUUGUAUGAUAAGUGGGUAUGGAAACAUGGGUGAUGCGUUAGGAGCGUUUUCUAUGUUUGAUGAAUUGAUUAGAUUAGGUCAUCACCCUAGUCCAUUUACUUAUGGAAGUAUAAUGAAAGGGCUAUGCAGGGGUGGUCAUUUGGAGGAGGCAAGGAAAUUUUUGAAGAAACUCCACAGCAUUCCAUCUGCUGUUGAUACUGUUGUGUACAAUACAAUACUUUCUGAGACAUGUAAGUCAGGGAAUUUGCAAGAGGCUGUUGUCCUUCUUGAUGAGAUGGUUGAGAAUAAUGUGCUGCCCGAUACUCAUACGUACAGUAGCCUUCUUGCUGGGUUAUGCAGGAAGGGAAAAGUGGUUGCUGCCAUCCUAUUGUUUGGGAGAGUUAUGGAAAAAGGAAUUUUGUCACCAAAUCCCAUAAUGUACACCUGUCUAGUUGAUGGCCUUUUCAAGAUUGGGCAACCUAAGGCUGCUUCAUAUCUAUUUGAAGAGAUGGAGAACAAAGGUCUGUACUCGGAUACUAUUGCUCUUAAUGUAAUGAUGGAUGGAUACUCAAGGAUGGGAAAAAUGAUGAAGGCAAAUGAUCUCUUUUCAACUAUGGGGGGCCGAAGAUUGUCCCCCAAUUUGGCUUCUUGUAACAUUCUGUUGCAUGGAUACUCAAAGAAACAAGACUUAUUGGCAUGCUCACUGGUGUACAAAAACAUGAUCAGGGUCAAAUUAUUGCCUGACAAAUUGACAUGUCACUCUCUUAUUCUUGGAUUAUGUGAGUCAGGUAAGGUGGAUAUUGGCCACAAAAUGUUGCAUAAGAUGAUUAUGGAAGGUGCUGUACCUGAUCUUUUAACAUUCAAUUUGCUUAUUAGCAAGUAUUCUGAGAUUGGGAAGAUAGGGAUGGCAUUUGAGCUAGUGAGUGUCAUGAAUCUGUUAGGAGUUUCCGCUAAUACAGACACUCAUGGAGCAAUCUUAAAUGGACUGUUCAGAAUUUCAGCUUUCCGCGCAUCCCGUAGUCUUCUGUAUGAAAUGUUGGCCAAAGGAUUUACUCCCAAGUAUACACAUUAUUUCACUAUAAUUAAUGGUAUGUGUAGAGUGGGAGAUAUACAAGGAGCAUUUGAGCUAAAAGAUCAGAUGGAAGCUCUUGGUGUCACUUCCUGUGACAUUGCUGAGAGUGCUAUGGUUAGAGGGCUUGCGAAAUGUGGGAAGGUUGAAGAAGCGAUGCUGGUUCUUGAUCGCAUGCUUCGAAUGCAACUUGUUCCAACUACUGCUACUUUUACUACUUUGAUGCAUAAGUUCUGCAAAGAAGCCAACCUUGCAGAGGCUCUAAGAUUGAGGGGUGUAAUGGAACACUGUGGUGUGCCACUCGAUGUUGCUGCUUUUAAUGUUCUCAUUUCAGGCCUUUGUGCUAAUGGUGAUGUUGUGGCUGCAUUUGAGCUGUACAAGGAGAUGAAACGAAGUGGUCUCUUGCCCAACACAACAACGUACACUCUUCUCCUUGCUGCUGUUUCCUCUGGUAAUAAUCAUAUUGAAGGUGAAGAGAUUUUGGGAGAUUUAUUGGGAAAGGGGUUGAUAUCUGGAAAUUUGGAUGGAAGCACCUUAACACUGCAUGACCAAUUGAAUGUUGCAAUGGGAACAUUAAACUCUUGGAGGUGCAAUAAAUGGAAAUAAUACUAAACUUCGGUUGUGAAGCAACAUCAUUGAUCGGGAGAUGAGACUACGAUGGGCCCUCCCAAGUAAAGAAAUAAGCUUUUUUACUUGAGGUCUGAUGAGAGAUCGGAUUGCCAUGGGCUCUCAUUUCUUAUGCAAUUCAUGAUACAACAUGACCAUAAUGUUCAGAUGAAAUGCAGUCUACUAGAUGCCUGGGUAUCAUGUUUCAUGAUGCGAUAUGCUUGCCUAAGUGAAUCAUGCCACGUGCUAUGUAGCAAAAUCUUCUUUCAACUUUCAAGCAACGAGUACCUGGAGUGUUGCUGAAGACCCCCUCAUGUGAUGCAUAGGAGUUUCUCAGAGACAUCCUCUCCCUCUUGGUCUCUGCACGAUGGAUGAUCCAUUACGAGCUCAUUCUUGCACACACUUCUUGAGCACCAUGGUUGGAAGGCUGGGAUCCGUAAUCAGUGCCACGCCUUAAAAACCAAUCUUAAAGGAAUUAUAGAUCAUCCUAGGCGGAUCAUGACUCAUGACUCAUCACUAUUCAAAGUUUUAUAGAGACAUCACAUGCCAAUAAAGGUGGAGGAAACAGCUCUUUGAUAGAGAUAGAAGUUGGCCACUGAUGAGGGAACCAAAUGAAUUGGGUGUCUCAAGAAAUAUCUAUAGUUCACACUUUGAUGAUGGCGGCAAACGAUAUUGCAACGGAAUAUGCUGAUGAUAUAAGGAAACCAAAUGAAUUGGGUGUCUAAAUCAAUAUCUACAAUUUGCACCUGGUGUUGGAGACACAGGGACUACACUGCAAUGACAUAUGUUGAUGAUGGAGGCACAGGGGUCUACGUUGCAAAUUUGCCAAGGAAUGCGAUGCCAUCGCCAUGGCAGACAGAAUCUAGCUAUUUUGGGAUGCUAUUGCUCUUGUUGACUUUGUAAUAACAAAUGUGCAUUCCCAUUUUCUCAAUAUUUGCUUU
Rosa rugosa (rugosa rose) is the source of this 4398-nucleotide messenger RNA. Its product is annotated as pentatricopeptide repeat-containing protein At5g55840. NCBI's taxonomy places the organism in Eukaryota, Viridiplantae, Streptophyta, Magnoliopsida, Rosales, Rosaceae. The record is from RefSeq and is a predicted model, not a curated record. The coding region runs from base 59 to 3457 and encodes 1132 amino acids. The transcript is spliced from 6 exons. Gene Ontology annotation, molecular function: protein binding.